Pimephales promelas (fathead minnow) is the source of this 2166-nucleotide messenger RNA. RefSeq names its product LRRN4 C-terminal-like protein. Gene Ontology annotation, molecular function: protein binding. The record is from RefSeq and is a predicted model, not a curated record. Lineage: Eukaryota; Metazoa; Chordata; Actinopteri; Cypriniformes; Leuciscidae.
UUGUAGGGGAGAGAGAAAGAGUUGCUGUAGCAAGGCGAUGAAGAGCAAGGGAAAGAGGAUAGCAGAAAUUUAAAGAUUGAGUACAAUCCUUUUUUUGGACUCCCUUAUUAAAUAAGAUAUCAUGUUGGUGUGUCUACAUUCUGUCAUCCUUCUCCUCCUCAUCAACUUUCUCGACCUGUCAUCAUCAUCUCAGAAUGUCACUCGACCCCGUUCCCACAUCUCUGAAAAAAUGUACGAUUACAAUGAUUACGAAGAAACUACCAUUGAGCCUCUCAGCUUGUCUACCUCUGAAGUCCCAGAACUCCAUCCAUGCUACUAUGACCUGUGUGUGGAGCAGCAGCAAACCUGCAAGGAGCUUGCAGCAGUCACACCAUGCCUCUGCCCAGGGUUGAGCCCUAAAGACAAUCCCCCGAGUCCACCGCACCUCUCGUAUCUAACUCAACAGGAUGACAAAGGGGUCGUGGUGCACUGGUGUGCUCCGACCUCCAUUGUCACCCACUACAUUGUCUUGGUGAAAGGCAAGGAUAAAGGUGGGGAGAUCGAGGUGGAGGAGAGGAAAAGGGCAACAGUAUUGCAGGAUGUGGCAGCUGGUGCGCUCGUGUGUGUAAAAGCGGUGAAUCUAGCCGGCGUCAGCACAGAGAACGGGCAAUCGUGUGCCACAUUUGAACCCCAACUUUCAGACUCUGGACUUGCGCUGAAGCUGGGCAUUAUUGGAGGUGUGGUGGGACUCAUAGUUCUUCUGAUUCUGGCUCUGCUGCUGUGGAGACACAAAACAUUGCGGAAGUCUACUGCACGAAACGAGACAGGGGGAGUUCUGUAACAGAAAGGAGCUUGUAUCUGUUUGUGUGUGGCCAUAAAUAUGCACUUCAUAUUGGUAUGAAUGAUGGGAGUAAAUGAAUGACUGUGGACUGAUAGCCACUGUGAGCAUGCUGUAUAGAGGAAGUGUAUUAAUGAGUCAAUGAAAGAGGGGUGCAGAGAAGGUGGACGAAUGACUCAGCACAUUCUUCUCAUUUGGUCGUCAGUGUCUGACAAUGUGACUACCUUUAAUCAUAGGCACCUUUUCAAGACCUUUUCCCAAAUCACCAACACAUUUUUAAACUUGUGUUUGUUUGUUUCUUCUUUCUCCAUGUUUUUUUGUUUUUGUUUUUUUGAUGCAGAAUUACAAUUUCUCAUUUAAAUUUAAGACUGGGUCAGAUCAACAGCACAUUUUAGGUAACUUUUUUAAGUGUACAUUUUUGCUAAAAUAAUCUGUGUAAAUAUUUAAUCUUACAAAAUAAUAAAAGAUUUUUUGUAUUUGGAAUUAUAGGAACUAUAAGUUGAACUUUUGCCUGUUGUGUUCAGUGUUUUGCGACACAAAUGAAUCACAGUGUGAUGCGUAUUAAUGAGUGAAAAUGUGUUUAGAGUUUUGCAAAAAGAGAGCAUGAGAUUUUGCAAAGUGUCUAACUGCCUAAACUUGUUUAAGAUUUUGCAGAAAGAGUUAUUUAUUCGACAAAUUGGUUUAGAGAAUUUAGUUCAGAGAAUGGGGUUUAGUGUCUUAGCAAUUGUGAAAAACUAAUGUAAUUUUAACCCCCACGUUUUUUUCCUUGUAUGCAAAAUAAGCUGAACUAUUCAGAGAUGUGGUUUUCCUUAAACCACACGCACCACAACAAGAACGGAACUUUCCAGUUGCAGAGAACUGAAUACGUCACACUAGACACUAUUUAUGUCUGUAUGGUAAUUCUGUCAUAAAUUAUAGUUAUUUUCCCGCUUUCUAAAAUACAGAGGAUUACAUUGACUGCAGAUAACAAGAAGCAAUAGUAUUAAAAGGGCUGACUGUAUCUGUUUAUUCUUCUAGAAUGAUGAAUAAGUAUACUCUUUAGAAAAGUAUUUUGUCUAAAGAGAAAUGUUUAUCGUUUCUAAAAAAAAAAAUUUCUGCCACUCUUGAGUUGAUGGUAAAUUUACACUCUAAAAACACAUACUUGAGUUGGUGGAUAGGUGCUGCUGUUUGAUAUAAUUUCUGCGGUAAAUGAAAAAUGUGGAAAAUCCCAGGAAUUUAUAACUUUUUUCUUGGCCCUGUGAAGAAUCUGGACUUACCAUACCACCCCCUCAUUUUAAGUAACUGAUUUUAAACAGAAGCUGUAACUGCAUGGUCAAAUGGACAGCAAAAAAUAAAAUCAUUAUGUUAAA